Messenger RNA from Triplophysa rosa, 2808 nucleotides. It is a transcript of the gene pdlim5a, whose product is annotated as PDZ and LIM domain 5a. Gene Ontology annotation, biological process: actin cytoskeleton organization; muscle structure development; heart development. The transcript is spliced from 14 exons. Bases 325 to 1968 code for a protein of 547 amino acids. The record is from RefSeq and is a predicted model, not a curated record. Gene Ontology annotation, cellular component: stress fiber; adherens junction; filamentous actin. Lineage: Eukaryota; Metazoa; Chordata; Actinopteri; Cypriniformes; Nemacheilidae. Gene Ontology annotation, molecular function: muscle alpha-actinin binding; actin binding.
CGGAGGGAACAUAAACCCCGCAGCGCAGCGGCGACUGCGCAGACACACGCAGAUACAGACGCAGACGGAACGAAGCUCGUUCUUGCAGCCUGUCUCAUAAAGGGUGACCCCAUAUGGACAGUGGGGGGAUGUCAUCUGGGACGGGUGUCUACCCUCACCCCCUCUAACCCCCUGUUACAACCCCACACCAGAUUAACAGCAUCAGCGGAAAAUAAAAGUACCUGAACAGCAUCAAUGACUCACAUAUAAAGAUAAAUUGUUCCAGAGUGUUCUGCGUUGAGUUUAUAAGUCUGUGACGGAGCGUGUGUUUGAUAUCAGACAGCUAUGAGCAGUAACUACAUCGUGGCGUUACAGGGUCCGGCCCCCUGGGGCUUCAGACUGCAGGGGGGGAAAGAUUUUAACAUGCCCCUCGCCAUCUCACGGAUGAUAGAUGGGGGAAAGGCAGCGAAGGCUGGAAUAUCUGUGGGAGAUCUGGUGUUGUCCAUCGAUGGCAUCCGUACUGACGCCAUGAAUCACCUGGAAGCUCAAAACAAAAUCAAAUCCUGCACAGGGAGUCUCAACCUCAACUUACAGAAGGCAUCGAACCUUCCCAAACCGGAAGCGGCACCGAAGGAUGAUUCUGUGGAAAUCAUCAAACCCGUUCCCAUUCCAUGUUCCUCUGACAUCACAAACUCCACCCCCAUCACUCCAUCCACCUAUAAGAGCGCUCAGCUGCCGGGAGGGGCGGGGUCAUCGUGCACAGCCUCCAUUCCACCCGCCGCAUCCGCUUUUGCAUCCGCCUUAUCGGCUCCAGUCCCUAAUCCACCGGCUCCGCCCAGUCUCGCUGACGUCACGGCCGCCUCACCCAAUCACCUGCCGGCAGUGCCCCGCCCUUCAGUCUAUAACACGCCCAUCGAUCUGUACUCCAGUGAGAACGCCUGUGAGGUGGCCAUGGGUCAGAGGCGGGGCCUGCUGGAGAGUCAGGGUGAGAGCUUACAGCUGAAUGGACCUCCUCGCAAGCCCAUCACAGAGACGGACAUCGAGUUUUAUCAUGUUGCAACUCACGGUGAUGCCAGCAGAAAACGCAUCAUGGAGGACACAGAGGACUGGCAUCCUCGAACCGGAACGUCCCAGUCCCGAUCCUUCAGAAUCCUGGCACAGAUCACUGGCACUGAAUCUGAUCGGCCAGAAGGGACUGAAUCUACCAAAACAACAAAUGAGGACUCUGAAGAACCCAGCGCUCAUGUCACCUGUCCUGUUAAGACCAUGAUCAAAGCCCCCGGUACACCUGUCAGAAACACCACAGGUCUCAUUACUCCCACUUUUGGUGUUGUGAGCAACAGUACACCUUUGGGCCCCGCCUUGGACCGCCCCAUGCCCCGCCCACACCCAGAGGACGAAGCCUCGUUGGUCCAGAUGGCAGAACACAUCCCUGCUGGGACACGCACUCCCAUGUGUGCUCACUGUCACAUGGUCAUCAGGGGUCCGUUUCUGGUGGCGAUGGGCAAGUCGUGGCAUCCGGAGGAGUUCACGUGUGCGCGCUGCAGCGUGUCUCUCAGCGAACUGGGUUUUGUGGAGGAGAAGGGCUGUGUUUACUGUCAGCACUGUUACCAAGAGUUCUUCGCGCCCACCUGCGCUCGCUGCCGAUACAAAAUCAUGGGGGAAGUGAUCAAUGCUCUGAAGCAGACCUGGCACGUGUACUGCUUCCUGUGUGCGUACUGCCAGCAGCCAAUCAGAAACAACACGUUCCACCUGGAGGACGGAGAACCCUACUGCGAGAGAGAUUAUUACAGUCUGUUUGGGACGGGUUGUCGAGGUUGUGAUUUUCCAAUCGAAGCGGGAGAUUCGUUUUUAGAAGCUCUUGGAUUCACCUGGCAUGACACCUGCUUUGUGUGCACCGUGUGCAGUGUCAGUCUGGAGGGUCAAACGUUCUUCUCCAAAAAGGACAAACUGCUCUGCAAGAAACACGCGUACACCUUCAAAAUAUAAAAGCACAACGAACAUAAUUUCCGAAGUGUUAACAAAAAAGAAAACGUAUUUACAAAAACAUUGCAUGAUCACAAUAAAAGCAUGUGGAAAGAGGUUUCUGUCGGAGAUUGAAUUGUUUAAAAAGACUGAGAAGCUGAAAAAUAUGUAAUGGUUUUACUGGAAGAGUUUUUUUCUGACACUGUUUGUACGAGAGAUUUUGUGAUCUGAGAACCAGCAGCACUUUUAAAAGUUUUUUCACUUUCUGUUCUAUCCUUCAAACUGUGAGAACCAGUUAUGAGAAGAGUAAAAUAAUUCAUUGAAAACCUUACAGAAUUAAAACAUUAAAUAGAGUUUAGAUGACAGAAUGCUGAGCAUCAGCAUCAGACUUUUUUUUCUUGCCUUCAGUUUCCCUUCACUUUUCAUAACUGCAUAUUUAUUUCACAAUUUGGGAUAGUGCGCACUUUUUAUUUGACUCUAUAUAUCACGUAUGAUGCUUUUGUUUGUUUUUAUGCUUUUAUAUUUUUUGUCAAUAUCAAUUAAACCAUUGAAGUCUUUUUUUGAAUAGUCUUUUCUUGCGGCACUAAACUAUAGGGUUUACUUAGCAACCACCUAUCAACCCAAAAAAUAAACACCUAAAAAAUGCAUAACAACGCCCUGGCAACACUUUAGCAUCGUGGCGUUGACUUCAGCAUGAGCAAGAACCUGUUAUGUUAGAUUCUUAAAACCAAAUGAAUGAAUCUGUAACAGGAGGGGAGGGGCAUGUGACCUCAGUUACACAUCUGAAUGAUGACGGACAUUCACUUCAGCAACAAGGAUGCUUCACUGUUUGUGUUCAGUGAGAUGUUCACACCUGCUGCUUCC